Messenger RNA from Abrus precatorius (Indian licorice), 481 nucleotides. RefSeq names its product MLP-like protein 43. The coding region runs from base 1 to 468 and encodes 155 amino acids. The transcript is spliced from 2 exons. Gene Ontology annotation, biological process: defense response. The record is from RefSeq and is a predicted model, not a curated record. Lineage: Eukaryota; Viridiplantae; Streptophyta; Magnoliopsida; Fabales; Fabaceae.
AUGGCAAACUCUCAAGUUCAGAAGGUGGAAACUAAAGUGCAUAUCAAGGCUUCUGCUGAGAAGUUCUAUGAUGUUAUGUGCAACAGAACACACCACAUUGCCAAAAUUUGUCCUGAAAAAGUACAGGCUGUUAAAAUCCAUAAAGGUGAAUGGGGUGACGAAGGAUCUAUCGUCUCCUGGAAUUAUUUACUUGAUGGGAAAGCAUGGGUUGCUAAGGAGGUGGUUGAAGGCAUAGACAGAGAGAAUAAUAAAAUGACCUUCAAGGUUAUAGAGGGAGACAUAUUUGGAUACUACAAGAGCUUCAAGUUUAUAAAUCAAGCUACUCCAAAGAUAAAAGGCAGUGAAGUGCAUUGGGUUAUGGAAUAUGAGAAACAAAAUCACGACAUUCCCGAUCCUCACACCUUGUUACAAUUUGCAGUUGAGGUGAGCAAAGACAUUGAUGCUUACCUUACCCAAGACCAAAAAUAAAUCAACAUCAAUA